Molecule: messenger RNA, 1510 nt
Organism: Eruca vesicaria subsp. sativa (arugula)
Lineage: Eukaryota; Viridiplantae; Streptophyta; Magnoliopsida; Brassicales; Brassicaceae
Source: the annotation of a GenBank genome assembly
AGUUUUAGCAAUUUACCUCAGAAGUUAAUUGUUUAGUUUUGAAGUAAUACGAUUGUUUUCGGAGGUAGAAGCAUAAUGACGUUGAUGAGAUACCAGAUACGGAACGAGUACGGCUUGGCGAAUAAGGAGCUGUACCGAUCCACAGACAAGGAAGAUGCUGAAGCUUUGCUCGAAGGUUUAUCAAUGGCCGGUCACGUCGGCCUUUUGCGCCAGCUUGGCGACCUCGCUGAGUUUGCUAGUGAGGUAUUCCAUAACCUGCAUGAAGAACUAAUGACAACUUCAGCACGAGGAAAAGGUUUGGCAGUUCGUCUUCAACAGCUUGAAGUAGAAGUUCCUAAGUCAAUUGAGAUACCUAUUCUAUCUCAAACCGAUCAUUCAACUUUUUUCUACGAUCCAGGCUUGGAAUGGCAUUCUAAUUUGCAAACAAAAGAAAAUCUAAUUUCUCCAAGCAAGUUGCCUCAUUGUAUAAUGGAUUCAUAUGAGGAAUGUCGUGGUCCGCCGCAGCUCUACCUUCUUGACAAGUUUGAUGCCGAUGGGUCUGGAUCAUGCUUGAAGCGUUACUCUGACCCAUCUUUGUUGAAGACGGUUACUGCAUCAUCAUCAGUAUUAGCAACAUCAAAACUCAGCAAUGAUGAAAGACCACGUAAAACAAAGAAUAAAGUAUUACACACGAGUAAUGAAGAGACACUUGGGUAUUCACAAACAUCACAUUCUAAGUUGCAUCAGCUCUUCUUAGUAGAGCAUGUUGAGAACGGGCACAAUGAUCCUGAAUUUCAUGUCAAACUAAAGAGAAGACAUCUGAAUGGACCUCAGAUUAACUCAAGCUCUGGGGCAGGUUACAUGGAGAAGUUCCUCAAGAAUGCAUUGCCGUACUGUGAAAGAGUUCAUGAAAGUCUUGAUCAGUCAUCUUCUCCAAUGGAAACUGAAGUUACAGCAUGCCACGUACAAGAAGACUUAUCAACAACACCUUCCCUGGUUUAUCCAAGCAACGGAGACACUAUAAAAGAAAAGGAAAUGGAAUCCAUUGCUGAUGAUGAAAGCUGUGGAAUACCAUAUGUAGAGGGAGGAGCAAUGGUUUGAAGGAAAUUCAUACCAGUUUAUAACGAUUUAUAAAUCAACUUAUGAAUUCUAUUUGCCUAGAAUCUCAUGCCAAUACUGAAAUAAUCUAGAUCUUUAGGUUCUUCGAAUAUACCUGAUUAUUCUGCAGCGGAAGGGUGAAUGAACCAACUCGAGAUUUCAAGCACUCCAAACGUCGUGCCUCUACCGGUAUCCACACGCACACAAACUGGAUCGAUACGGGAUGCUGGUGCCGUCGAGAUCAAAUCUCAGAACCUUAACGAACUAUUCGUCCUUUUGUGUUUUAGGGUUUGCCGUCGCAAGUCUCCACAUGUAAUUAUUAAAGUCACAUUAUCUUAUAUAAUAUGACUCUCAUUAACCUAAUACACGUGAGUUAAAUCACGUUGAUUAGCUUAUUGGGCAAAGCCCACUUAUCAAUAAUAAUUAUAUGCCU